AUGUUAAUAGUACCCGACAACCUGCUCACGCCAUCAUCAGGCCAUGACUCCGACAGGUCGAAGAGUUUCACGCUUUCUCAAAUCGACCAACUGCUUGACUUCAUCGGCCAUCAACAACAACAACAACCCUCAUCAUCCCCUGAUCAACACGAACGACUCGUCUUGAUCUUCUGGUCCUCCCGAGAUCCACAGACGGGAAAGAUGUGGUGUCCGGAUUGUGAAGAGAUGGAAGUGAAUCUGAAGAAUGUGCUCCAAUAUCGCGAGCUCGAUUCGAUCACCACGCCCGAUAAUAGCAUUCCUCGAGAGGACCAACCAGCAGCCGACCCGAGCGAAACGGAGCGGUCCGAGGGUCCUCCUUUGUUGGUGUAUGUCUACGUUGGUGAUCGCGAUCAAUGGAGGGAUCCUGAGAACCCUUUCAGACUCGCUCCUUGGAACUUAUCCAAGAUCCCUACGGUCCUAAAACUACGACCUCCUUCAGCCGACCAUAACCUGAAGACCGAGAUCUUGGUCGAUCAAGAUACUCAGUUGAUCGAAAAUCAAGCCAACGAUUUCAAGAAACUCUUAGACUUCUUGGCUUAA
Puccinia graminis f. sp. tritici CRL 75-36-700-3 is the source of this 579-nucleotide messenger RNA. RefSeq lists its product as uncharacterized. The transcript has 4 exons. Lineage: Eukaryota; Fungi; Basidiomycota; Pucciniomycetes; Pucciniales; Pucciniaceae. Bases 1 to 579 code for a protein of 192 amino acids. The record is from RefSeq and is a predicted model, not a curated record. Gene Ontology annotation, molecular function: protein-disulfide reductase [NAD(P)H] activity. Gene Ontology annotation, cellular component: cytosol.